Molecule: messenger RNA, 993 nt
Organism: Marmota flaviventris (yellow-bellied marmot)
Lineage: Eukaryota; Metazoa; Chordata; Mammalia; Rodentia; Sciuridae
Source: RefSeq, a predicted model, not a curated record
CUGCUGCCAACGCUUGGGACCCGGCUUCCGCGCCGAACUCCGCAGGGCCACUGUUGGGCCACUUCGUGGCUUCAGGGUUGGUCACUCAGGGACUGUGUUGGACAUAAUAUGAAUUUUCAGUCCCAUGGGCAUGCUCUUCCAUGUAUACAGAAACUUUUUGUGACAUACUACUGUUUUCCUGUUCAUUUACCAAUAGGAGAUGUUAAAUAUAUCUAAGAAAACAGCUCCUUGCUUUGAGAAAUUCUCCAGACUACAACAGAUCACAAAUAUUCAAGCUGAAAUCUAUCAGAAAAGCCUGGAAAUUGAACUUCUGAAACUAGAAAAAGAUGCAGCAGAUGUUGUUCAUCCUUUCUAUUUGUCUCAAAAGUGUCAUGAUCUACAAAGUAUGAAUAAUCACCUGGAAGCUGUGCUGAAAGAAAAGAGGUCCCUCAGGCAAAGACUGUUGAAACCCAUGUGCCAGGAAAACUUACCUUUGGAGGCUUUUUAUCACAGAUAUAUGGUACAUUUGCUGGAGUUGGCUGUGUCUUUCAUUGAGAGACUGGAAACCCAUCUUGAAACAAUUAGAAAUAUCCCUCAUUUAGAUGCAAAUCUAAAGAAAAUGAGCAAGGCUUUAACCAAGAUGGAUGUUUUGGUGACUGAGACAGAAGAACUGGCAGAGAAUAUUCUUAAGUGGCGAGAACAACAAAAGGAGAUUUCUUCUUGUAUCCCCAAAAUAUUAGCUGAAGAAAGUUACCUUCAAAAAUAUGAUAUUAUAAUUUCUCCUUUACCUUUUACUUCUAAAGGUCAUGCCCAAACAACUAAUAUCAAGUGAUCAUCAAUUUUAUUUUCCCUAAUUAUGUAUAGUUAUAUACAGUCCAUUUCUAGUUGAUUGUGACUUGAGUAUUUUAAGGUUUUGCUGCUAGCACUACUGAAACUGCCCGCAGUAUAUUGGAGUACCAAAAUUUCAAGUUCAUUAGGACCUGAUUCUUUCUGAUUAAAAGACUCAAAAACCAA